AUUUUAUAAAUUACCCAUGCUCCUCCGUUUUGCUCUCUUCAAUAUAUUCGCUUCAUUCCUACUAGCUUUAAAGUUAAAUCACUGAAACAAGGUGGAAAAAAAAAAUAUCAAAGAGAAGCAGAAGCUUCGUUCUUACGCGUUUUCUGUUCCCAAGAGCCGAAUCACUUUCAACUGGAACCCUAGACCUGUCUCAGAUUUAUCUUCCUUAUACUGAAUGCUCAGUCUAUAGUAGCUUAGAUUCGAACCGUAUAUUACAAGAUCUGCUAUUAUCAUGGCUUUCUCGGAAAGGAAGAUGCCCGGAAUCUGCUCGGUUUUUCUGUUAGUGGUUCUAUUUGCCCAUUCUUGUCAUGGGUUUUAUCUGCCUGGAAGUUACAUGCACACAUAUUCGACUUCGGAUACCAUAGUUGCCAAAGUUAAUUCAUUGACUUCCAUUGAAACCGAGCUUCCCUUUAGUUAUUACAGUCUCCCUUAUUGCAAACCUCUCGGUGGAAUAAAGAAAAGUGCCGAGAAUCUAGGUGAGCUUCUCAUGGGAGAUCAGAUUGAUAACUCCCCGUAUCGGUUUAAAAUGAAUGUGAACGAGUCUCUCUAUGUUUGUACUACCAGCCCCUUGAAUGAGCAUGAAGUUAAGCUUUUGAAACAGAGGACUCGUGAUUUAUAUCAAGUGAAUAUGAUUCUAGACAAUUUGCCGGUUAUGAGGAUUGCAAAACAAAAUGGGGUUAGUAUUCAGUGGACUGGAUUCCCAGUUGGGUUUACUCCACCAAAUAGUAAUGAUGAUUACAUUAUCAAUCAUCUCAAGUUCAAGGUCUUGGUUCAUGAGUAUGAGGGAAGUGGGGUGCAGAUAAUUGGAACUGGGGAAGAAGGGAUGGGUGUCAUCUCCGAAGCUGAUAAGAAGAAGGCAUCUGGUUAUGAGAUUGUUGGUUUUGAAGUGACUCCAUGCAGUGUUAAGUACGAUCCAGAAGUCAUGACUAAGCUUCACAUGUAUGAUAGUAUCUCUCCUGUGAACUGCCCCUUGGAGCUAGACAAGUCACAGAUAAUAAGGGAACGAGAAAGGAUCUCUUUUACUUAUGAGGUUGAAUUUGUUAAAAGUGAUAUUAGAUGGCCGUCUCGGUGGGAUGCUUAUUUGAAGAUGGAAGGAGCACGUGUGCACUGGUUUUCAAUUCUAAAUUCAUUGAUGGUGAUCACUUUCUUAGCUGGUAUUGUGUUUGUCAUAUUCUUAAGGACUGUGAGGAGGGAUUUGACAAGGUAUGAGGAAUUGGACAAAGAAGCUCAAGCACAAAUGAAUGAGGAGCUUUCUGGAUGGAAGCUUGUUGUUGGUGAUGUUUUUAGGGAACCAGAUUGCGCGAAGCUUCUCUGUGUGAUGAUUGGAGAUGGAGUUCAGAUUACAGGAAUGGCAGCAGUCACUAUAGUUUUUGCUGCUUUUGGUUUCAUGUCACCUGCCUCACGAGGAAUGCUACUGACAGGGAUGAUUAUUCUUUAUCUUUUCUUGGGUAUUGCUGCUGGGUAUGCUGCUGUACGACUCUGGAGAACUCUCAAGGGAACUUCAGAAGGAUGGAGGUCCGUUUCCUGGUCGGUUGCAUGCUUCUUUCCUGGAAUUGUGUUUGUUAUCCUCACAGUAUUGAAUUUUAUUCUGUGGGGCAGCAAAAGCACUGGUGCAAUUCCCAUUUCUCUGUAUUUUGUACUCUUGUCUCUCUGGUUCUGCAUUUCUGUGCCUCUCACUCUCGUGGGAGGAUUCUUAGGGACCAGAGCUGAAGCUAUACAAUAUCCUGUACGAACCAACCAGAUUCCAAGGGAGAUUCCUGCUCGCAAAUAUCCAUCUUGGCUUCUUGUUCUUGGUGCAGGGACCCUUCCAUUUGGAACCCUGUUCAUUGAACUCUUCUUCAUCCUUUCUAGCAUCUGGCUUGGCAGGUUCUAUUAUGUAUUUGGCUUCUUGCUUAUAGUUCUUCUACUGCUUAUCAUUGUUUGUGCUGAAGUUUCGGUGGUCCUUACCUACAUGCAUCUCUGCGUUGAGGACUGGCGAUGGUGGUGGAAGGCUUUCUUUGCUUCGGGUUCAGUUGCACUCUAUGUGUUCCUAUACUCCAUCAAUUACUUGGUGUUUGACCUACAGAGUUUGAGUGGUCCUGUGUCAGCUAUUCUUUAUCUUGGCUACUCAAUGAUCAUGGCAAUUGCAAUCAUGUUGUCUACAGGCACCAUUGGCUUCAUCACAUCAUUCUAUUUUGUCCAUUAUCUUUUCUCAUCUGUCAAGAUCGAUUAAAAAGGUUCCAUUGCGAUCUUGAGCUACCAUCCUGGAAAAGACUUUGGCAUGUAAGAGGAUGAUUUCUCUCAAGUUGCCUUUGGUAGCCGAUCAUGUAUCACUGUAUCAGUAUAUCAAACAGGCCCUCAAUGGUCAUUCAAAAAUAUCUGUUAUAGGACCUGAUAGUCGCAUACUUCCGUCCUGCUCUGCCAUUUUCAUUUUCCUUUACUGCAGUUACCUAGUUAUUGGUUUUUGUUGGAUUGCGCACAGCUCAAUUAUUUUGAUGUUCUAGAAAGUUGUAAUUUUGUUGGAUUGUAAAAACCUUUAAUAUUUGAUCUUUCUCAUAUUUUUAAUCAAAUAGAAGGGUUUAUUA
Gossypium raimondii (Peruvian cotton) is the source of this 2603-nucleotide messenger RNA. RefSeq names its product transmembrane 9 superfamily member 12. Gene Ontology annotation, cellular component: membrane. Bases 272 to 2251 code for a protein of 659 amino acids. NCBI's taxonomy places the organism in Eukaryota, Viridiplantae, Streptophyta, Magnoliopsida, Malvales, Malvaceae. The transcript is spliced from 2 exons. The record is from RefSeq and is a predicted model, not a curated record. Gene Ontology annotation, biological process: protein localization to membrane.